AGCAUGAGAAGACAUAACUGAGUGGACAUUACUCCGGACCUCUGCACAGCUGAUGACCAUCGCAGAAGGACUCUGAUUUUCUGAACAUUUCUACAUAAAGACAGCUUUACUCGGCACUAUGACCAGAAAGGUUUUCACCAACACAAGGGAGCGCUGGCGCCAACACAACGUCAACACUGCCUUUGCAGAGCUCCGCAAGCUCAUCCCCACCCACCCUCCAGAGAAGAAGCUCAGCAAGAACGAGAUCCUGCGUCUGGCCAUGCGCUACAUCAACUUCCUUGUGCAGCUGCUGGAGAGCCAGAGCGGCCAGCCAGCCAGUCAUUCUCCAACAGCUCUGCUCACCUUUCUCAGAGGAAACAUGGAGCAACUGCACUCCCCUCCUAACGCCUGGGCCAUUACCAGUGACACUGAAGUGCCAUCACCUGGGUCCAGCUGUGACAGCUCUGAGGCCUGGUAG
Molecule: messenger RNA, 457 nt
Organism: Cheilinus undulatus (humphead wrasse)
Lineage: Eukaryota; Metazoa; Chordata; Actinopteri; Labriformes; Labridae
Gene: tal2
Product: T-cell acute lymphocytic leukemia 2
Exons: 2
Coding region: 119-457 (112 amino acids)
Biological process (GO): regulation of transcription by RNA polymerase II
Molecular function (GO): RNA polymerase II cis-regulatory region sequence-specific DNA binding; protein dimerization activity; DNA-binding transcription factor activity, RNA polymerase II-specific
Source: RefSeq, a predicted model, not a curated record